This is a messenger RNA of Trichoderma asperellum CBS 433.97, 717 nucleotides long. The record is from RefSeq and is a predicted model, not a curated record. Lineage: Eukaryota; Fungi; Ascomycota; Sordariomycetes; Hypocreales; Hypocreaceae.
UAGGUAUUCAGUGUACCGUAGUAUUGACAGAAGAACAUGCCAGAUUCGACUUCAGGCUGGGGAUCUAUUUUCCUGAAAUGCCUGCCAAGCCUUGCCUUGGGAACAAUAUGUUGGUGGCAAUGCUGGGAUACUGCAUCCGGGUCUCCUCGGAUCCCUAUCUUCACCACAGCCGCCAAGAAGCCAAAAAGUCCUGUUUUCACAUGUAACACGAAAUUGUACACGCAGGGACAUGAGCUUGGCUUUGCGGGCUCCAGCCAGUCGCCUCAAGAAUCCCUUUUACCGGUUCAGCGCGCACGAGAGCAGGCUACUGACCGAAAGGCCCCAAAUCAGACCUCAAUAUCGCCCACGUGCUUAUCUCUACUCCCAAAAUUUCCGGCCAAUUUCCCCAGAAGGCGGGGCUCGGUAUGCUGGAGACGGGCUAUUCACCUAGUUUUUUUUUUUUUUUUUUUUUUUUUUUUCGCCUGUAACGCAUCGAAGGGCUUGAUUUUUCGCCCGUGCGAUAGCCGAGCAAUGGCCGAGGCCAUUGGCUGCUUGGCUUCGAAGAUUGCAACACUUGUGCUGAUAAGAGACGAUCCCGCCGCCGGCUAAUGAAUUGGCAAGUUUCACGCCCAAAGGGGUGUACGGCAGAGAACGGCUAAUAGCGCUUUUCCGUGCUAUUACCUACAUUGCUACUGUACUCGUGGUAGCUGAUGGUCAGCGCCAGCCGAAAAGAAAAUU